Messenger RNA from Mercurialis annua (annual mercury), 1452 nucleotides. RefSeq names its product chlorophyll synthase, chloroplastic. Gene Ontology annotation, biological process: chlorophyll biosynthetic process. The record is from RefSeq and is a predicted model, not a curated record. Gene Ontology annotation, molecular function: chlorophyll synthetase activity. Gene Ontology annotation, cellular component: membrane. The transcript is spliced from 15 exons. Bases 126 to 1280 code for a protein of 384 amino acids. NCBI's taxonomy places the organism in Eukaryota, Viridiplantae, Streptophyta, Magnoliopsida, Malpighiales, Euphorbiaceae.
AAUUUAAUACUACUUUAUAAUCAUCAUCACUACCACCAGCAACAGCAUCUAAAAUUACUUAACAAUCUCCGCCAAUUUGCAGCCUCCAUUUCCAUUACUUACCUGCUCUUCGUUUUAUCUUACAAAUGGCUUCCUCACUGCACACCGUUUUAUCCAUAAGUACCUCAUCUUCUUCAUCAUCCAGAAGCGUCUAUACUAACCGAGUUCGGAGACUUCCAGCUCACUCACUCGUCACUCCGCUCUCCGUUUCUCUCUCAAGGCGUAGGCUUAGCAUUAGAGCAACAGAGACUGAUGCUAAUGAAGUUAAACCUCAGGCACCGGAUAAGGCGCCAGCUAGUAGUGGUGGUGGUUCAAGCUUUAAUCAGCUUCUUGGUAUUAAAGGAGCGGCUCAAGAAACUAACAAAUGGAAGAUCCGUCUGCAACUCACAAAACCUGUUACUUGGCCUCCAUUGGUCUGGGGAGUAGUUUGUGGAGCUGCUGCUUCAGGGAACUUCCACUGGAAUUUGGAAGACGUUGCUAAAUCAAUUGCUUGCAUGAUGAUGUCUGGCCCAUUCCUUACUGGAUACACACAGACAAUCAAUGAUUAUUAUGACCGAGAAAUAGAUGCUAUAAAUGAACCAUACCGUCCAAUUCCUUCAGGGGCUAUUUCUGAGAGCGAGGUUAUCACCCAAAUAUGGGUGCUGCUUCUUGGGGGGCUAGGCUUGGGUGGUUUAUUGGAUGUGUGGGCCGGACAUGAUUUCCCCAUAAUAUUUUACCUUGCUUUGGGUGGAUCCUUACUGUCGUACAUCUACUCAGCACCACCCCUGAAGCUGAAACAAAAUGGAUGGAUCGGAAAUUUUGCGCUGGGGGCUAGCUAUAUCAGUUUGCCAUGGUGGGCUGGUCAAGCUUUGUUUGGGACCCUUACGCCGGACAUAAUUGUUCUCACUCUCUUAUACAGCAUGGCUGGGCUGGGUAUUGCAAUUGUAAACGACUUCAAAAGUAUCGAAGGAGAUAGAGCAAUGGGUCUUCAGUCACUUCCAGUAGCUUUUGGUGCUGAAACUGCCAAGUGGAUUUGUGUAGGCGCCAUUGACAUAACUCAGAUCUCUGUUGCUGGAUAUCUACUAGGAGCUGGUAAACCUUACUACGCCUUGGCCCUAUUUGCUUUGAUAAUUCCACAAGUUGUUUUCCAGUUUCAGUAUUUUCUGAAGGACCCUGUCAAAUACGAUGUUAAAUAUCAGGCCAGCGCACAACCAUUUCUCGUGCUUGGUUUAUUGGUCACCGCCUUAGCAACUAGCCACUAGAAGCAGCACCAGACAUCCCUACGGUCAAAGCUUCCUCGUAUGCUGUCUCUAUGAUAUGGUCUCUCCACAACUCCUUGUCCAAAACAUAACUUUUUAACAAUUUUACCAAUUUUUGUAAGGGUAAUUUAAGGUUUAGUCGAGUAAUUCCAAUUUUUUUUGCUUUGCUCAUAAA